GUCGGCACCGCUAGUCGCAUGAUCUAGUCAAAAAAUUCACUUUGCCAUCACUGUUCUUCUAUAUAUACUACCCAACCCACAUCAGUGUCUCGGGAGAAGUGGAGACGCAUGGCAGAAGUGGUGAAGCUGCUGUGACUUGACGCGCCUUAGCCGACUCGCGUCUUAUCGUGGCUUGACGGUCGGCUUCUACUGAACGAGUUCGCUUUACCUGCUCCGAGGGACACCUUUUUGGUCAACGAGUCUACGAACAAUGGCCGACGAACAUGAAACCCCAUCCUCCGUGGAGGAGGAACCCCAGGUCGAGUCGCUCGUCCAGGGACGCGCCAAAAGAAGCACUGCAGGGCUUCACAUGUCGGCUCUUCUGGAUGCUGCCGCGGACGACGACCUUGCACUGCUAUUUGAAGAAGUCGAAGACGACAAUGAGUUUGCCGUGGAUGCAGAGGAGAUGGGUGGCGAGGAGGAUGAUAUGCGCUUUGAUUCUUCAUCGGAGGAUGAAGACGACCAGGGACCCAGCGCCAAGGACGACGACCUUGAAGGCGAACAGCAACUACAGAAGGAAGAGCGGGCAGAUAAGAAGAAGAAGAGAGCGAAGGACGACCUUCGAUAUAAGAUAGCCGCCAAGAGAGUCAAGAUCGAUCCCACCGCCGUGUCCGCAGUGCCUGCCCCCCGGCCGAAAAAGAAGUCCGAACGCGUUUCGUGGAUUCCGACCCCCGAAGAAGGGCCAACGAGGUCGUCUUCUCGUCGACAAACCAUGCAGAACAAGGAACUCACGCAUGCACGACUCAAAGAUAGCGAGGAGAAACGCAUCCGUCUCAUAGCGACCAUGGAGGAGGCAGCGAAGCGGAAAGCUCAAUUCAAGCCGAAGGAGAUGACGCAGGCCGAACGUCUUGCCGAAGCAGAGAGGGUAGAACGGCACAAUAGCAAGAGUCUCAACAGAUGGGAGGAAAUGGAGAAGAGAAAGGCCGAGGAAAGAAAAGCGAAGAUUGAGGCGCUGCAGAACCGUCGUCUCGAAGGCCCGGUCAUGUCAUACUGGAGCGGUAUAGCUACAUGGGCCGAUGGUCGCUUAACGCGGAUCGGCAAAGUCGAUAUCGCCCCCAAGCCAGAAAAGGAGGACACUACACGCAAGAAAAGCAAGAAGUCGGACAAAGAAGGGAAAAACGUGACGGAGCAAAAGCCGACCGAGGAUGGUGCUACUGUUGGGCCUGCCACGUCGCAAACAGCCCCUCCCGCUACCAACCAGGCCGAAAACUCCAAGGAUCCAGUUGGAACUGCUGGAGGGGACCCCGUGAAGGGAAAUUCCGAGCCUUCAGAAGUCUCACCAACUGAUUCUCGCCCAGUUCAAGAGGCCGAUGCGCCAUCAGAAAGCAAAACCACCAAUGCCGAUGGCGAAGCCUCCCCAUGUGCUCCCGAAGCUGCAUCUGCAUCUGCAACUGCAUCUGCACCUGCAGAAGCUUCAGCCGCUAUCCCGGAGCAACCGUCCACUUCCGCGCCCGUAGAGGCGUCGGGUACCGAGAAGUCGUCGGAAUUGCCUCCCGUUGAUGUCGAGCUUAAAGAUACAGAGAUGAAAGAUGCAAAACCACAAAAUUCCAUUCAGGAUACGGCUUCACAGGGUGGGGAAGCAGAAACCGACAAGGCAGAGAGUCAAGUCGAGAAAUUCGACGCAGAGAAGCCAGAAAAGGCUCCAGAAACUGCCGCUCAAGCUCCGCAGUCCUCAGCGCAACCCUCUGGCGACGAGACUUCUGCGGCCGAACCCGCAAAACAACCUGAGGUAGACUUACCAGCUACACAACUAAAACCCAGCGAAGCCACACAGCCUACAGUGGAAAAUCCCAGCGAUGGAAAGAAGGAACCAAUUCCUGAGCCUCCUGCAGCUACCGGCCAAGUAGUAGAGGCAGUCGCAGCUUCGGAGGAGCUCUCACCUACUGCAGUGCCGGCCGCUGCUGAAGCACCUUCCCAAGCCGACUCACUUAAAGAUGCCUUGGUCCCAACACAAUCCGAGAAGGAUACUCCCGAGGUGCAUGCUAAUCAGCCAAUUGUCAUCACUGGAGACGCACCACAAGUAGAGGUCCCUCAACCUCCUUCAGUCAUUGAACAGACGGGACGCAACCUGACGAUCUUGGAAAACUUUGAUGAGAAGACGGCUCAAAGUCGCGAGUUCAGCAUUUAUUUCAAUGCGAAAAAGCCUCCGAGGCUGACCAGUAUGUCAACCUUCCCCUUGACCCGCAUAAUGCAUGCAUCCUCCAGAAAGAAAAAUAGACUAAAAAGCAUGAUAGAGAUCUCCUCAUCCCUUUGUGUGAUCACAUCACUUCCCUCCCGCUAUCGAGACCCUGACACGUCUCUUCCAUUCGCAAACGCCUACGCAUAUCACGAAAUCCGAAACGCCGUGUCGCAAAAGUUCAGUUGGAGCCCAAUGCUUGGGUGCUAUGUCGGCCCAGCUGGAGUGGCUGCACGUGGAGUGCCGGCCAGGUUUUUGGGCGGACCUGAAGCAAAGGAGGAAACCAAGGAGAGUGCAUCACCCACUGCGGGCGAUAAGGCUACCAACGAUUCCCCUGCGACCAAAGCGGACGGGGAACCAAAGGCUCCAGCUGCAGCUGAGGCCUCGAAUACCGCUACUCCUGACCCUGGUUCGGCUGCUGCAUCCGCUCCUACCCCGGCGGCCACGGGAGAUCCAAUGGAGGUUGACCGAUGAUUGGAUGGCAGCCUGAGCUGCCUCCAACUUCCGCCUUUCUACCUCAACCUGUAUAACACUAUGAUCCAUUCAAUGAUACCCAUGUCAAUUAUUACAAUAUGCCUAGAGCGAUUGCACCUGGCUGCUAUAGCCUCAUCCACCAAUGCUCCCUUUACCACACGAUAGUAUGCUAGGGAAACAGGUCAUAGUCGAGGCGUGUUCCCGUUCGCCUGGUCUACUGUGAACAUGUUGCAGU
Messenger RNA from Aspergillus brunneoviolaceus CBS 621.78, 2924 nucleotides. Its product is annotated as putative signal transducer. Lineage: Eukaryota; Fungi; Ascomycota; Eurotiomycetes; Eurotiales; Aspergillaceae. Gene Ontology annotation, cellular component: nucleus. Gene Ontology annotation, biological process: regulation of DNA-templated transcription; chromatin remodeling. Gene Ontology annotation, molecular function: ATP-dependent H2AZ histone chaperone activity. The transcript has a single exon. Bases 251 to 2689 code for a protein of 812 amino acids. The record is from RefSeq and is a predicted model, not a curated record.